Molecule: messenger RNA, 3075 nt
Organism: Bathycoccus prasinos
Lineage: Eukaryota; Viridiplantae; Chlorophyta; Mamiellophyceae; Mamiellales; Bathycoccaceae
Exons: 1
Coding region: 1-3075 (1024 amino acids)
Source: RefSeq, a predicted model, not a curated record
AUGCGCGCGGGAGUUUCAUCAUCGCAAAAUUCGUUCACGGCGGCGGCUUUGCCUGUACAUCGUCCGCAUCGUCGACAUCGCAUCUCGUCGAGGUGCGCUCGAAAGAGUACCACGAACAACAACAACGACGACGACUCGAGGAAGAAGACAACUAACCUGAAGUCCUUAACCUCCACUUUUAACGAAUUUCGAAGACGAAGAAGACACUCUCGAGGCGCUUCACGACUCGAGAAGAACAACGCUUUAAGAAGCGACGACGACGAUUUGGGGGCUUUGGAGGACACGAAGAACAACUUUGAAGAAGAAGGAGAACAACCGAACGGCAUCGACGGAAUGACGCUGUGGUUCGCCCUCGGGUUCGUCUUUGAUUUCAUGACCCCAUCCUCGGCAGAGUGCAGGAAAAUCAUCCGAGCCGCGGCGGAACAAAACAGAGUCGUGUUAAAAAACGUGUCCCAGUGGAGGAAACUCCAGUGGGAGAAAGCGGCGAAAGAACACGUGGUUUUAAGAAACGCGCACACGCCGUUACCGGGGUGUCGAGGGUAUCGCGUGUGCUGGCAAUCCUCGGCACAAAACGGAGGGGAGUGCUCUCACGGGGAUUUACUCCUGAUAUUCGUCCCGAGCACGAGGAAGUAUCACAGGGAGGAAGAUUUUAGGAAAGGGUUCGAUUGCGGGCCGCCGCAAAGCGCGAGAGAGAAAGAAGGUGAAGAGAGCGAGAACGACGACGUCGAGGACGAGGACGAGGACGAGGACGAACAGAAAAAGAAGAAAAAAACGACGAAGAAAAAGAAGAAGUCGGUCGUGAAGAGCGCGAAGGAGGUUUUGGACGCCUUGGAUAGAAUCUCGAAAGUGAACGAACAGUUGUGGUACGUUCGAGAGAGAAUAUUGAAGAACGGAGAGGGCAUCGACGUGGACGCGCUGGCGGAGAGCACGAAGAAGAGCUUAGGGGAUAAAGGCGACGGUGUCGGCGCGCCGGGUUCUUCGAGCUCGUCGAUGUCGUCUCCAUCGUCGUCGUCGUCGUCGAAACAAAAAGAAGACGGGGACGACGACGAGGCUAAGAGAACCGACGAAGAAAACUCCAAUAGUGGCGAUGAAGACGACGACGACGAUUCCAACAUCGCCACCAUGGAUAAGUACGGGUCACCAGAACAAGCUUGGGAAAACGGUCAAGGUGCCGAUGCCGUCUCUUUGUGGUUACGAUUUAAUAUUAACUUUGAUUUCCACGGGCCGGCUGGUUUCGUCAAUCGAUCGGUGGUCAAAGUCGCCGCGGAAGAGAAAGGCAUACAAACCUCUCAGUGCGAGAGUUGGCCAAAACACACGUGGAUCGAUGUGGCUGAAAGAGCUGGGGUGACGUUCAAGUCCUCACACGCGGCCAUUUCGCAGUGCGGUCGAGGGUGGAAGCUCUGUUGGGUGGACGACGACGUCAACAUUACGAUGAAAGGCAAACGCGCGGUAUCGUCAUCGGCUGAUAACACCACGAGCGACGACGCUGAGGAUUCAGACAGCACCAGCGACGAACGUCGACGACGCCGACGAGGGGGCGACGGCACGAGCUCGAGUCAUUUAGACGACGCGUCGAGUGGAGGCGUGCCUCAAGCCUUCGUGUGGGUGCCGGAAACGGCCAAGUAUUACACGUUUGGCGCGGCGUUGAAGAACAAACGCUCAAAAAUCGCCAGCGUUUCCGUGCAAGACGUCGCGAAAGCAGCCGUGGCGGCGGCAAAGUCGCAACCACCACCUCCUGGGUUAAAAGCUGCGCUUUUGCGCGAUUCAGAUUUCCUGGCAACGCUCGGACGCGCGGCGUCGAAAGAAACCGCGGAGAAGAAAAAAGAGGUUUCUACGCCGACCGAAGACGAAGACGCGAGCAAAGAGACGAGAGAAGAGAAACUUUUAGCCAUGGCACGCGAAGCGAGCGAACGAAUGGAAGACGACGAAAACGACGAUUACGAAAACCAACGCGAAACGGUGUAUCCGCCUGGAUUUGACGGUGCCGACGGCGACGGCGGAGAAACCAUCGACGGCACGCACAUCAGUUCGGAAUUUUACUCUCGAUCCGCUGGAUACUUAUCUUUUGUAGAGAACGAUUGGACCGAAGAAGAUGCCAUGCGACAGAUGGGUCUGAAGAACGUUCCGGAUUACUACUCGGAUGAAGUGCUCUCGUCGCCAGAUGAAGAGGAGGAGGAUUUCAUAGAAGCGACGACAUCGGAACGAGGAGGAGACGAGGAAGAGCAAAAGUUGCCCAAACCAGUCACUUUGUUUGAUUUCGAACAGAGAGACGAACAAGUCGCGCCUUUGGAAAGUCCAAAAACCUUUCCAGACCGAAUGGCAGAGUUAGAAGAACAAGAGCAAAAACAAAAACAAAACGUCGCCAUCGCCACGAGAAAGACUGAACACCUCGAUCUUUGGCAAAAGUUCCCCGAGGAUUUGCCGGAUACGAAACAAUGGGAGCUCCAUCGACUCGCCGGCGUGGAUUAUCUGGUUGCAAAAAUGGAGGACGGUCGCCUGGAUUUCAACGAAGUUAUGAAAGUUAAAAGAGACGAAUACACCGGUCGGUGCACGUCCAAACUGGAACGCGUGGAUACAUCCGGUCAAGUAAAAGGAAACUCUCUUCAGCCGACGCACUACGCGCCGAUACACUGGACGGAACAACACCACGAAUUGAAGGAAGGAUGGGACGAAACGAACCCAGAUCCGAGGGCGUUGUCCACGUACACCCGAGAGUGGGAACGCACGACGAAGGUUUAUUUAGUUCCUAAAAGCGGCGACGACAUCAACGCCACGCUCGAUUUCACCAAACCGUUGAUUUUAUUCACCAACGGCGAAUCUUCCGACGACAUCUUCCAAGUUCACGACGCCAUCUCCGGCGCGCGAGAAAACCCAGACGGUGUUUUAGUUGUCAAAAAAGGCGAGCUCACCGUGGUUCCACAAACGAGCGUGCCUGGCUACGAAGAACUCAUUCAAAACUGGGAGCAAGAGGUGAACUGGUCCGAAGAGAAGAAGAAUUUCAACGAAGAUUUCUACCGAGAGAUUGACUUCGACCAAGACAUUGGCGACGAGACGCCCGAGAUUGAUUUGAUUUGA